CACUGCCAGUCGAACCCGCCCGAGUGCGCAAGCGCGCAACAUCUCUGUUUCCCUCCCCUUUGCCCCUCACCCUUCCCCCCCCCUUUUUCCCCUUCAAGAAGCCGGCUCCGGGGCGCGCUCACCCCGUGAGGAGGCCGAAGGCCGCAACCGGGAGGCGCUGUCUUUACUCCCGGAAGAUCAUGUACCAGCCCAGCAGGGGGGCGGCCCGGCAUCUCGGCCCCUGCCUCCGCGCCUACCAGGCUCGCCCCCAGGAAUGACACCCCUGACGGUUCCUGAGGAGGCCGAGGGACUCGUGUCAAGCCUGACUUUGGCUGACCUCUUCACCGCAAUUUCAAAGUUGGACCAACUUUCUCCAUGGGCUCUGCCAUUCCCACCCCUAUGGCCCCACUCCACGACUACCACUUCUCCAUCUUCUCCUCUUUUCUGGUCUCCCCCACCCGUUCACCCUCCCACCUGGCUGCUUCCCAGAGCUCCCCCACUACCUCUCCCUCAGGUCCAGGCCCUCAGUUCACUAUGGGUGGUGGUCCCUCCAGGCAAGGGGGAGGAGGGACUCGGACCUGAGUUGCAUAGUGGCUGCCUGGACGGACUUAGGAGCCUGUUUGAGGGACCUCCUUGCCCCUCUCCUGGGGCACUGAUACCUUUUCAAGCCCCUGAGACUGCUCGCCCUUCCCCUGCUAGUCCAUCAGGAGAUCCAAGUAUGGAGGAGCACCUGGCUGUCAUGUAUGAGAGACUAAGACAAGAGCUUCCCAAUCUUUUCCUUCACUCCCAUGACUACACUCUCUACUCAUCGGAUGUGGAAUUCAUCAAUGAGAUUCUGAACAUACGUACCAAGGGCCGGACAUGGUAUAUUCUGUCACUGACCCUCUGCCGCUUCCUGGCCUGGAACUAUUUUGCACAACUUCGGUUGGAAGUUCUACAGCUGACUCGCCACCCCGAGAACUGGACUCUGCAAGCCCGCUGGCGGCUCGUGGGGCUUCCUAUCCACAUGCUCUUUCUGCGUUUCUAUAAGCGUGACAAAGAAGAGCUUUACCGGACCUAUGAUGCCUAUUCUACCUUCUACCUGAAUUCCAAUGGCCUCAUUUGUCGCCAUCGCCUAGACAAACUGAUGCCUUCACACUCACCCCCAACGCCUGUGAAGAAGCUGCUUGUGGGAGCCCUGGUGACUCUGGGAUUGUCAGAACCAGAACCCAACUUACACCUGUGUCCCAAGGCCUGAUCUCAGAACUGGGGUAGGGGCAGCACUGAAGACUUUGCUACGCACAAGAGCAGGAGGUGGGUGGAGGUAGCCAAGACUCUCAAGGGCCAGCUUCCUCCCCUCUUCUCUCUCCUUCCUUCCUUUCCAUCUCAUGCUGUGUAAAGCUGCUGUGUAAUUUAACAUGUAAAUAAUAAAGUCAAAAUGAAAAUAUGAGAUCAAA
Molecule: messenger RNA, 1415 nt
Organism: Pteropus alecto (black flying fox)
Lineage: Eukaryota; Metazoa; Chordata; Mammalia; Chiroptera; Pteropodidae
Gene: CUNH6orf136
Product: chromosome unknown C6orf136 homolog
Exons: 7
Coding region: 254-1216 (320 amino acids)
Source: RefSeq, a predicted model, not a curated record